Leishmania mexicana MHOM/GT/2001/U1103 is the source of this 1059-nucleotide messenger RNA. Its product is annotated as putative phosphatidylserine decarboxylase. NCBI's taxonomy places the organism in Eukaryota, Euglenozoa, Kinetoplastea, Trypanosomatida, Trypanosomatidae. Gene Ontology annotation, cellular component: mitochondrion. Gene Ontology annotation, biological process: phosphatidylethanolamine biosynthetic process. The coding region runs from base 1 to 1059 and encodes 352 amino acids. The transcript has a single exon. Gene Ontology annotation, molecular function: phosphatidylserine decarboxylase activity. The record is from RefSeq and is a predicted model, not a curated record.
AUGGCGCCAUUCCGUAUCACUCCUCCGUUGCGCUUUUACAAGCACAAUCGCGGCAUCCGUCUUUCAAACCCGUCUCGUCGGUGGCUGUACAACCGCAUUUUCCUCGGUGGCAUCGGCGCGUUUGGCUGUUACCUGACGCUGCGCUAUCAACUCGCUGCGUGGGAAGCGUCUAGGAAUCCGGAAUAUGGAAACAGCCUGUGCUCCAGCGACAUGGUCGACUUCCUGCUCUACAUGCCCUUCAACCUCUUCUCUAACACCGCCGGCCGGCUUGUAGAAAACGAAUCCAUACCGGCGUGGGUGCACAACUGGUUUGCGCAGGCUGUCGUUUACUGGUACGCACUUGACAUGUCGGAGUCGGUGCAGAAGACCAACUUCGAGACCUUUCAGCAGUUUUACGUCCGCGACUGGGCGCCGGAGGCACGCCCAGUAGAUGCUGCGGCCUCUGUUGUCGCCCCGUGCGAUGGUCAAGUGUUGGCAUUGAACACAAAUGUGGAGAGCGCCUCGCUUGUGCAAGUUAAGGGACUUACCUACGGCAUGCGCUCCCUCUUGCAGGAUACCCCUCCCCCGCUGAACACGGACACGCACCGCCGAGUGGCCGUUGUGCUUCACAUGCGCAACAAGGACUUUCAUCAUGUCAUCGCACCACUAUCAUUUGCGUGCGAGAAGAGCAUCUACGUGCCCGGCUCCCUGCUGCCGACGACCGCGGCCGGCUAUCAUUGGAUCCCUUCCGUUCUCACCCUCAACGAACGCCUCGUACUACAAGGGAGGUCUAGCGACAAGGCCCAGCUUCCGGUUUACAUGGCCCUAGUUGGGAGCACUCUCACCGGACGCAUCACGCUCUACAUGGAUAAGCGCGUUCGCACAAACUACCUCGACCCACCAGCCUACGCAGUGCACUCACCGUACGCGUCGAAGCCAGCUGUGGCGCGCGGCGAGCGACUGGCGACGUUCAACUGGGGAUCAUCUGUCGUCCUGGUAAUGGAUGUACCUAAGAGCUGCACGGUGCUCAAGCGCGCAGGUGAUGUUGUGAAGGCUGGCGAGGCACUCUUCCAAUUCUAA